CGUGUGCAGGAUUUCGUAGGACCUUUCUGGGGGGCCAGUUCGAUUCUGCUGGGACGGCCGCUGCCGCGGUUCUGGCAACGCCGCCCCGUGACCCAAUCCGUGUGCUCGGCUCGCAUUUCGGCCGGGAUUUUGGGGUGUGUUUGGGGUUGGGUUGCUGCGGAAUUCAACUCCAACUCCCCCCCCUGCUAGGGUUCCAUCCGUGGGAUUUUCGCUCGCAUUCUGCGCAGUGAGCGCCUACAGUAGAGUUCCUCCCGUGGGAUUUUGCUCGCAUUCCGCAAGUGCUAGCUGAUCACUACUGCACUAGGAGGGAAAAGGAGCUACCAUGGGCAUUUCAUCCAAGUGGAUCAAAUCACUUGUUGGGAUAAAAAAGCAUGGAAAAGCUCAAAAUGGCGAAAGCAGCAGAGAAAGGAGCUCUGCUGCUCAGGUGCUACACAAACGGAAACAUUCCGUGGAUACUGAAGGCGCCCUUGCAGUUGCCGAACGCACAGUGCAAACUGAACCAUUGGCUAGUGACACCAAUACACAGACAAUUUCAUCUGAGACUGAACUAAAUACAAAGGAGCAUCAGGCUGCAAUAGUUAUUCAAUCAGCCUUUCGAGCAUUCUUGGCUAGGCGAGCUUUACGGGCAUUAAAAGGAUUAGUUAGACUCCAGGCUCUCGUUAGGGGCCAUGCUGUACGAAAGCAAGCAGCAGAAACACUUCAGUGUAUGCAAUCACUAGUAAAGGCUCAAGCUCGUGUCAGAGCAAGACAGGUUUGUAUUGGUUUGGAAGGUCAGGUGCCCCAGAAGAAGGCUCCUGAAAAAAAUGCUCAGGAGGAUCAAGCUCGAGAAAUUGAGGAACGCUGGUGUGGCGGUAUUGGAUCGGCGGAAGAUAUGCAAGCUAAAGUAUUGAAAAAGCAAGAAGCUGCCGCUAAGCGGGAAAGAGCAAUGGCAUAUGCUUUAACGCACCAGCGGCAAGCAGGUUCCAGGAAACAGAAAGCUGCAGAUGUCCAAGGGCCAGAGGCGGAUGAGAACCAGUGGGGGCGGAACUGGGUGGAGAGGUGGGUGGCUGUACGCCCGUGGGAGAACAGGUUACUGGACAGUAAUGCCAAAGAGAAUGUACCGUUUGGCGAUGAUAAGGAGGCCGACGAAAAUGGGGACAGGGAUGUAAACAAGCCAAAAGGAAAAGUUGCGGUUUCGGGCAUUCUGUCAAAUGGUUCAAGCCAGACGAAAGAUGCAAAACACAAGAAGUCACAUUCUGAUGCAAGUGGUUCUUCAUCAGGGCAAUCUGCGGCUGUGCCACCCACCGCUUCUUUGGGAUCAUCUAAGCUGAAACCGAAGCCAUCGGAUCAAACCUCUGAGGAAGUCAGCCCUCAACCGAAGCCGUCGGAUCAAACCUCUGAGGAAGUCAGCCCUCAGCCUACAGAUCCGGCUCCGCGGUCCACAAGUAACCCGAAGGAAAGGCCAGCACAAGUCAAUGCACCAACGAGGAAGCGGCUAUCCCUUCCUAACAACGCAACUGCCAGCGGCGGAGCAAGAAAAGGCCAGGCGAGCAGCAGCGAGAAAACUCGGUCCGUCGGUUCCAAGAACACGGCGAAAGGUGCAUCCAAGUCUGAACCGAAGCAGCGACCGAGCCCCGGUAGCGCAACCGCGAAGCGGGUCCAGGCACAGGCCUGAUCAAUCAAUCCACUCCCUCCCAUUUCAUUCAGAAACUUGUUCAUGGCCAAUGCCCAUCUGUCACGCGUGCCGCUGCAUCAUCAUCAUCUGUGUACAUAAAACCAAGAAAUAAACCACCCUGCAUCUAGAUCGCUGCCACGCAGGCGUUGUCGUAACAUUAUGUCAUGCUUUCCUUCAUGUGCCAUUCUAUAUGUAUGUUUUCGUCGUCAAGCCACUGUUCCGAAGUGGCUCUGCAAGUUGUCUGUCCAUCUAUCCUUCAGUGUGAGAAAAACCAUGCUUCAAUGUUCCAGCAUGGCAUGUUCUCCAGCACUCAGUGGUGGUGGUUGGAACCAUCAACCAUGGACAUCCCCCAUGCAUAUCUCUCACUGCUUCCUUCAUGGAAAGUUCACCCAGAUUCUUCUGGAGGAUUUGUAUA
Messenger RNA from Triticum dicoccoides, 2069 nucleotides. RefSeq names its product protein IQ-DOMAIN 1-like. The record is from RefSeq and is a predicted model, not a curated record. Bases 323 to 1654 code for a protein of 443 amino acids. The transcript is spliced from 7 exons. Gene Ontology annotation, molecular function: protein binding. Lineage: Eukaryota; Viridiplantae; Streptophyta; Magnoliopsida; Poales; Poaceae.